Bombina bombina (fire-bellied toad) is the source of this 3832-nucleotide messenger RNA. It is a transcript of the gene ZNF652, whose product is annotated as zinc finger protein 652. Gene Ontology annotation, cellular component: nucleus. Bases 348 to 2312 code for a protein of 654 amino acids. The record is from RefSeq and is a predicted model, not a curated record. The transcript is spliced from 7 exons. Lineage: Eukaryota; Metazoa; Chordata; Amphibia; Anura; Bombinatoridae. Gene Ontology annotation, biological process: regulation of transcription by RNA polymerase II. Gene Ontology annotation, molecular function: DNA-binding transcription activator activity, RNA polymerase II-specific; RNA polymerase II cis-regulatory region sequence-specific DNA binding.
CCUUCCCCGGGUCCGGAGACAGGACUACGCGCGCUCCCGACACGGAGCGGGCAGCGGCCACGUAGCUGCACGGCACCGGGAGCGCGCACGGAGGGGGGUGAUCGGUGCUGUGACGUGAACGACGGAGGAGGAGGAAGCGACCGGGAGUCAUGGAGCAAGGAGCCGCCGGAGGGCGUUAAGAAUGUGCAAAAACCAAGCUUUUAUGGGCACAGUUGGAUUAACUGAUUGCUUAACAAGAAAACUUUGUUUCUAUGUGAACCUUCAACAUCCACAUUGCCCUCCACACUGAAAAGCACGUUCCUACAGACUUUCUCCAAAAAUCUUACAAAGAGUUUGAUUGUUCAAAAAUGUUGCGUCCUUCAAAUAUGCAACAAGAUCCAAUGGGGCAGGCAAACAACCCCUGCCAAAAACUUCUUGAUGGGCGCACUACAGAUGUUUCUGGGAUGAUGAUUGAAGAUCCAUGUCGUGGGACUCUUCCACCACCCUUUUAUCAUAGUGUAACUCAAGAGAUUGACCUUUCUAACAAGACUUUUAAAAGAGAGGCUGGAGGACCAUACUCUGUUCUAAUGGACCCAAAAAUAGUAAAGCCACAUCUCCUUGAGACUGAUCAACAGUCAUUCUUUAUGGACAACAAGCCAGUCAAUGAAGUUCGAGCAGUAAAAGGUGAGAGACAGAAUUCUGGAGAAUCAGAGGAGGAUGACGAUGACGACGAUGAAGACGAAGAUGAUGAUGAUGAUGAGGAAGAAGAAGAUGAGGAAGAAGUGAAUUACAAACGUGAACAGAUAAUUGUUGAGGUCAAUCUCAACAACCAAACCUUAAAUGUAUCCAAGGGUGACAAAGGGGUGCCUAUAAAGACCAGCAGCGAUGAUGAGGGUGGAGACUCUGGAGAGGAUGAUCAGGAUGACAGCCAUGAGGAUGAGGAGAACAACCCUGUCCCUACAGAUGGCCAGUCCAAUAUGCUACUUGAAAACCAGGACCAAAAAAUUGAGAACUCUGAAGAAGUGACCGGUGAUUGCUCAUCGCUAGCAAACAGCAUAAAUGAGCAGGGGAAGAGCGGUGAAGCUCCAAAAAAGAAGAAAAAAACUCCAAAGGAAUCAAAGUCCCUUGGUGACAAGAGCAAAGGGGAGGAGAAGGAGACACUUACUUGUGAUAAAUGUCCACGCGUAUUCAACACUCGUUGGUACCUAGAAAAGCAUAUGAAUGUUACACAUCGGCGCAUGCAGAUAUGUGACAAGUGUGGCAAGAAAUUUGUUCUUGAGAGUGAGUUAUCUCUUCAUCUGCAGACAGACUGUGAGAAGAACAUACAGGGAGAUGAGUUCUCACUUCUUAUGAGUUCUGGAUUUCAGUUGAGUGACAGCAGUAAAGAAGAUUUUGAUCACCGGCCUUUGUGUAUAACUUGCAACAAGACCUUUAAGAAGUUGUGGUCCCUUCACGAACACAUUAAAAUAGUUCAUGGCUAUGCAGAGAAGAAGUUCUCAUGUGAGAUUUGCGAGAAAAAGUUCUAUACAAUGGCACAUGUCCGGAAACACUUGGUUGCUCACACAAAAGACAUGCCGUUCACAUGUGAGACAUGUGGGAAGUCCUUCAAAAGGAGUAUGUCUCUGAAGGUUCACUCCCUGCAGCACUCAGGAGAGAAACCUUUCCGUUGUGAGAACUGUGAUGAGAGGUUCCAAUACAAAUACCAGUUGAGAUCACAUAUGAGUAUCCACAUCGGGCACAAGCAGUUUAUGUGCCAAUGGUGUGGAAAGGACUUCAACAUGAAGCAGUACUUUGAUGAACACAUGAAAACGCACACUGGAGAAAAACCCUUUAUCUGUGAAAUCUGUGGUAAGAGUUUCACCAGCCGCCCCAACAUGAAGCGCCAUCGCAGAACCCACACAGGAGAGAAACCUUACCCAUGUGAUGUGUGUGGAAUGCGCUUCCGUUUCUCAAAUAUGCUGAAGGCACACAAGGAGAAGUGCUUUCGGGUUACCAGUCCAGUUGGUGUUCCACCAGCCUUGCAGAUCACACUUACAAACCCCUCGGUGGGUGUUAACAGCCUUUCUGUAGGCCACCCUCCACCCACAAGUCCCACGCCACCACUUAAUCUUAAUGCCCUAAGCGCCCUACCACCACGUCCAAUUCCCCAUCCAUUUUCCCACCUGCACCUUCACCCUCACACUCAUCCACAUCAUCUGGCGGUUCCACCAGUUCCCCAUCUGCCACCACCGCCAGCUCUUUUCAAGAGUGAGGCACUCAACCACCGGGGACAAAAUGAUGACAGUUUCCUAAGGCAUCUGGCAGAGAAGACCAGCGCCAACCAGCACCAUUAAUGUUAGUGCCAGACUCCUCGGAGUGCCACCCUAACAGAGGGGGCCCCUGUUUAGGAUCCGAAAAGAGCUACAGAUACCCUACAACUAUACAACAUGCCCUAGUGACUGGCAGUGUGCAUUAAAGGGUCAAAAAGGGGCUAUUUGCACCAUUUUAUGGCAAAUGACAGUAGCAUAGAAAGCUGCCGCUUUAACAGGGUGGUAGACAUUAAUAUAAUGCAAGCAUUAUUUUAACCUAAGGUAACGUUCAGUCCGAUCCUACAGAUGGUGGCAGCAGCAGUGGUUUGGACAGAGGACUGCCCUAUAGCACUAAGUAAUUCCUAUGGCUGCUGCUCUCCUAUCCCUGUUUAUAACGAGUUAAGGAAGAACUGAACCUCCCGGAGGAGCAGGGUUUGUGUUCCCGGAUGGAUCACUUUAGGAUGUUUAUGGAAUGGUGGAGGAGAAACGUUUUCCUCAUGCUGUAUACUAAUCUCAAACUACAGUUUUCUUCAAGCAUUAAACUGUUUUUGCUCCUACCUUUCCUGAUAUUACAGCCCAAAGGAGUGUUAAAACAAGUCUUCUCACCUUUAAUGGAAAGACAACUCCAGUACUCUUAUUUUACUACCGAAAUUAUUUUAGAGGAAUUUUUUUGUAUAGGCAGAGUCUAGUCUGAUGUAUUUCAACAAAGCUGUGUAUUUUUUUCCCUUGUAACUUUGCUGUCGUACUAAACUUUUUUUUUUUUAAUAAUUUUAUUUGUAAUCAUCCACAUUUCACAAAAAUUAACUAUUUUUUGGCCUUUAAUAAUUUUGAUCCCCCCAUUCCGUAUAAGUGUUGUCUUUUUAAUUUUAUUUUUAAUGCUUUAAAAGUGCAGCCCUUGACUGGUCAGGGAAAAAACACGUUUAGAAUAGAAAUGCCCUUAGAUUGAUAAUGUUUACUGUGUGCAGUAUCCUCCUUUUUUUUUUUUUUUUUCUUUAACAAAUUACAAACACUACUUAAAUCAAUUUAGAGCUGCUGUGUAUAUUCUGAAAUGCACACACCUUCUAAAUGAAUCUCCUAAGAUGUUGAGUUGUUGAGUGAUUGUAUGGUGUUGUGGGGUAUGUGUGAGUCAGGUCUGCACCUUUAAAGUUGAUCAGGUUUUAGCCACUAUUAAAAUUAGCCAUUUUCUAUCUUUCCAUCUGUGUUUAUUAACGCUCAGGCUGUAUAAUAGACAUUAGCCAUUACCUAUAAACCUGCACUUUGGGUUCCUUAAAGCUCUGUUAGUUUAAUAUCACACUUUUUACAGAUACUUCCAUGGACAGGAAUCUCUGGUCACAUUGUCUGGUUGUCCUGUUGUCCCCAGCCAUUUCAUUGUUAUUAAGUAUUUUGAUCCUAGGGCUAUAAUUUUGCUACAAGGGUCUUGGGCUUGCAUGUACACAAUUUUUGGAGAGAUUCAUUUACAAAAAUAAGUGAAAAAUACUCAAAAAUCAGCCUCUUGGAUAUAAAGACAGAUUUGUUUAUUUGAUUCUUGUAGUACAAGACCUAAUAAAUGUUUACUGUAAACUCCA